AUGGCAAUCCCUAGGCUCGCCACUGCGCGAAUCGCGCGAAGUGCCCGUGUCUCCGUCCCCGGCCUGCAGAACUCCCGAGCGUACCUGCAGCUGCGAACCAAGACGACGGCGCCGUUUCGUCUCCCCGACGAGCGCAAUGAGCCCAAUCUAGACUACCGCCGCGGCUCCCUCGAGCGUCAAAAGGUCGAGGAGGCGCUCACCCGCAUGCGCUCCUCCCUCCCGCUCAAGAGCCAAAUCCACUACAGCGGGCGCGCCCAGGAAGCGCCGCGCUCCCUGGACCAGGUCCUCCCCGCGGAGCACGGCACCGUCUUCACAAACUAUCCGCUUGCCUCGCGCGCGCAGGUCGCCGACGCCAUCGCCGCCGCGCUCGCCGCCAAGCGCGACUGGGAGAACACGCCGUUCGUAGACCGCGCGGCCGUGUUCCUCCGCGCUGCGGAGCUCGUUGCCGGCAAGUACCGGUACGAGCUCGUGGCUGCGACUAUGCUUGGCCAGGGCAAGAACGUGUGGCAGGCGGAGAUUGAUGCUGCGGCCGAGCUGGCCGACUUUUUCAGGCUGCACUGCAACUACGCCGCCGACAUCCUGGGCAGGCAGCCGACGCGCGGAUCAGACGGCAUCUGGACGCGCACCGAGUAUCGCCCACUCGAAGGGUUCGUCUACGCCGUAUCGCCAUUCAAUUUCACGGCUCUUGGUGGCAGCCUCGUUUCGGCACCCGCUCUCAUGGGCAACGUCGUGUUGUGGAAACCGUCACAGUACAACAUCUACGCCAGCGCGAUCGUCUACAAGAUCCUCCUCGAGGCAGGGCUGCCCCAGGACGUGAUCCAGUUCGUCCCAGGCGACGCCGUCGAGGUCACGGACGAGGUCCUUGCGCACCGCGACUUUGCCGGGCUUAACUUCAUCGGCUCUUCGGACGUGUUCCGGUCUAUCUACGCCAGGAUCGGCCAGGGCAUCGGCAACAAGACAUACCGCGAGUUCCCCCGCGUCGUGGGCGAGACGAGCGGCAAGAACUUCCACCUGCUCCAUCCGUCAGCCGACAUCCCCAGCGCCGUGAACCACACCAUUCGCGGCGCCUUUGAAUAUCAAGGACAAAAGUGCUCUGCCACGUCGCGCGUCUACGUGCCGCAGUCGCGCGCUGCCGAGUUCAUCUCCGGCCUCAAGGCAGGGGUUGAGAAGAUCACCAUCGGAAGCCCCGAGAAGGAGUUUGAGGCGUUCAUGGGUCCCGUUAUCCACAAGAACUCCUUCGACAAGAUCAAGUCCAUCAUUGACGCUGGCAACAAGGACCCCUCGCUGAAGCUGCUGGCCGGUGGCACGUACGACGGUUCGGUCGGCUACUACGUGAACCCCACCGUGUACCAGGCGCAGUCUCCGGACCACAAGCUCUUCAACCAAGAGAUUUUCGGUCCCGUGCUGGCGCUCUACGUGUACAAGGAUGAGGACUGGAGCUCGAUGCUGAAGAGCGUGGAUGAGAACGGAGGUGGACUUGCGCUGACGGGCGCCGUCUUUGCUACGGAUCGCAAGGCCAUACGAGAGGCCGAAGACACUCUUCGCUACUCAUCCGGAAACUUCUACAUCAACUGCAAGACCACGGCGGCCCUGAUCGGCCAGCAGACGUUUGGCGGUGCUCGGGCGAGCGGCACGAACGACAAGGCGGGUAGCCCGGAUGUUUUGAGGCGGUUCACAAGCCCGCGGACCAUCAAGGAGGAGUUUAGCCCGCUGGAUCGGUUCACCUACCCUAGUAAUGAGUAG
Purpureocillium lilacinum is the source of this 1743-nucleotide messenger RNA. RefSeq names its product delta-1-pyrroline-5-carboxylate dehydrogenase, mitochondrial. Gene Ontology annotation, molecular function: L-glutamate gamma-semialdehyde dehydrogenase (NAD+) activity. NCBI's taxonomy places the organism in Eukaryota, Fungi, Ascomycota, Sordariomycetes, Hypocreales, Ophiocordycipitaceae. Gene Ontology annotation, cellular component: mitochondrial matrix. The record is from RefSeq and is a predicted model, not a curated record.